CUUAUCUAGUGACGAUAUCAGACAAUAUCAGUGUUAUUUUAAAUAAAACAAGUGCUUCCAAAAUGCCUUAUUGGUAUUAUGACAAAAAGGAUUUGUUGAAUACGCCUUCCUUCCGUGAUGGGAUAAACAACGAUGCUGAGAAUCGUUACAGAAAGGAAGGAGCGAGAUUCAUAAUCGACACAGGAUCUAAAAUGGACUUAGGUUAUAAUACUGUUGCCACAGGGGUUGUUUAUUUUCAUCGUUUUUACAUGUUUCAUUCGUUCAGGACGUUUCCGAGGUACAUAACCGCUUGCUGCUGUUUGUUUCUGGCGGGAAAAGUCGAAGAGACACCAAAGAAAUGCAAAGAUAUAAUUAAAGUUGCCAAGUCUUUGUUGACGGAACUAAAGUUUGCUAGUUUCGGUGAAAAUCCUAAAGAGGAAGUAAUGACACUCGAAAGAAUUUUGCUGCAGACAAUCAAGUUUGACUUUCAGGUCGAACAUCCCUAUGGGUAUCUGCUUAAGUAUGCUAAAUGUUUGAAGGGCGACAAGACAAAACUACAGAAGAUGGUGCAAAUGGCUUGGACAUUUGUAAAUGAUAGUUUAUGUACAACACUCUGUCUGCAAUGGGAGCCUGAAGUGAUAGCUGUAGCUCUCAUGUUUCUAGCUGGGAAACUCAGUAAAUUCGAGGUGGCAGACUGGAAUGGACGGCAACCUAAACACAAAGUGUGGUGGGACAUGUUUGUUGAGGAUAUCACUACAGAGCUAUUGGAGGAUAUAUGUCAUCAGGUAUUAGAUUUAUAUUCACCACAGACACAAGCGUCGGGGAACGACUCCCCUCCUUCUGUUCCUCAGCCUCCAAAAAACGAGAAGAAGCCACCCUCCGUUACACCGCCAGCUUCCGUAUCACCUGUCGCCGUUACCACAGCCACUAAGCCGGUGGUCACGCCCAUUAAGAACGGAGGGGAGGUUAAAAUUGAACCCCCCAAAGUUGGUAUCACCGAGCCUAUUCGGUACACGUAUCCGUUUACACCAAUACCGCAUUAUCCUCCAGUGUAUACGGCUCCGCCUCCUACAAUCCCUCCUCCUCCCAGGCUCCCUUUGGUGCCUCCUCCUAUGGUAUACCCGGACCCACCCCCGGCACCGAACAGGUUCCCUCCCGUCAACGUCCCACCCCCGAACUAUUUCACCCCCUUGCCAAACCGAGGACCUCCUCCAGGGCCACCCCCUCGGCCCUACUAUCCGCCACCCUAGCACCUAAGUUAUAGAUACUAUAAUUUUUUACUAAAAUAUAAUAAUAUAGACAGUA
Bombyx mandarina (wild silkworm) is the source of this 1284-nucleotide messenger RNA. RefSeq names its product cyclin-K. Lineage: Eukaryota; Metazoa; Arthropoda; Insecta; Lepidoptera; Bombycidae. The record is from RefSeq and is a predicted model, not a curated record. Gene Ontology annotation, molecular function: cyclin-dependent protein serine/threonine kinase regulator activity. Gene Ontology annotation, biological process: regulation of transcription by RNA polymerase II.